AAGAGAUCGCGCGCGCUGUCCGAGGUGCUGCAGAGCCAGAGCCGCGUCACGUGACCCGGUGUGUGUCACAGCUUCAGCAGCUGCACAUUUACAGCUUCACCUCAAUAACUUACCCAAACUACCGUCUUCAUCGGCCGACGACAGCCACGGAGAACCGGUGUCGACGGCCAUAUGUUGAGAGAUGACGUCUGCUGCCUGCUUCAUCUGAAACAGGAUUUAUCCCACAAAUUCAGGAACACAGUGAUGGAUAGCACUGAACACUGUGAACACAUGAAGACAGUUAAAUAAAACAAAAUCCUGAACAUAAGUAAGGUUGAUAACAUGAGGACUAUGUCAGGUUGAAAUGCCUCUGUCGCAAAAUAUACGUCAUAAAAGCCGUUUUUUUUAUCUUUAGUUUCGGUGUUAAAAAUGACAGUGUGAACGCUACGCGAACCGGACCAUUUUCUUUUUUGGUCCAGAACAAAAAAACCAAGAGAUCCAAACUACAAGUGUGAACGCAUCCUUAGAUUAUUAUAAACUCAGCACCGUCUGCAUCAUGAUUCUUCACAUGCGGCGCGGCGCUCAUCUGCUCUGGAUCGGGCUGGUCGUGUGUGCCGUGGACGCUGGAGCCGGGCUCAGUUUCACCGGUUCUGAGGGACAGUGGGCCUCGUUUCCCACGUGGAACGCUUGCUGUGAGAGCGAAAUGAGCUUCAGCAUGAAAACCAAGAGUUUGAAGGGACUUCUGGUGUACUUUGACGACGAAGGCUUCUGCGAUUUCCUCGAGCUGCACAUACACAAGGGGAAACUCAGACUGAGCUUCUCUAUUUUCUGUGCCGAGCCGGCUGACGUGCUUUCAGAUGUUUUCAUCAGCGACAACCAGUGGCAUUCAGUCACGAUUAGGAGGAACUUCAAAAACACCACCCUCAUCGUCGACAGGGAAAUAAAGUGGGUGGAAGUUAAGUCCAAACGGCGGGAUAUGACUGUCUUCAGUCACUUGUUUUUAGGCGGGAUUCCCGCGGAGUCUUUACAGCUGACGUCGGACACUGUGAAAGAUCAAACUCCCUUUAUGGGCUGGAUAACAGACUUGAAAGUGAACCGUUCUGAGCCUGUCGCCAUUAACAGCGCCGGGGUCAGCGCUGACCUCUGCGGCUCAGACCACAUGUGCUUAAACGGAGGCGUGUGCAGCGUUGUCAACGACGAGCCUACAUGUGACUGCUCCAAAACCGGCUAUCAGGGAAAAGACUGCAGUGAAGGUCUGGCACACCUGAUGAUGGGCGAUCAAGGAAUAGAAGAAGAAUAUGUGGCAACAUUCAAAGGUUCAGAAUACUUCUGCUAUGACCUUUCUCUGAACCCGAUCCAAAGCAGCAGCGAUGAAAUCACUCUGUCCUUCAAAACGCUUCAGAGAAACGGACUGAUGCUCCACACGGGAAAAUCUGCUGACUAUGUCAACCUGGCGCUGAAAAACGGGGCGGUGUCUCUCGUCAUAAAUUUGGGUUCCGGGGCGUUUGAAGCUCUGGUGGAGCCAGUCAAUGGGAAAUUUAAUGACAAUGAAUGGCAUGAUGUGAAAGUAACGCGGAAUUUGCGUCAGCACUCAGGCAUUGGACAUGCUAUGGUAACAAUAUCUGUGGACGGGAUACUGACCACCACAGGAUAUACUCAAGAGGACUACACCAUGCUCGGAUCUGAUGACUUUUUCUAUGUUGGAGGAAGUCCUAGUACAGCUGACCUGCCUGGAUCACCUGUUAGCAACAACUUUAUGGGUUGCCUGAGGGAGGUUGUGUAUAAAAACAAUGACGUUCGGCUGGAGCUGUCCAGACUGGCCUUUAAAGGCGACCCCAGAAUGAAGAUCCAUGGAGUUGUUGCCUUCAAGUGUGAGAAUGUUGCCACAUUCGAUCCCAUCACGUUUGAGACACCUGAAUCCUUCAUCACACUUCUUAAAUGGAACACUAAGAAGACCGGUUCUAUUUCCUUUGACUUCCGCACCACUGAACCCAAUGGACUUCUGCUCUUUAACCACGGGAAACCGAAGCAACAGACCAAAGAGACCAAGAGCCCCCUCACACUGAAGGUGGACUUCUUUGCCAUUGAGAUGCUGGAUGGUCUUUUGUACCUGCUUCUGGAUAUGGGAUCAGGCACAACCAAGACACUGGCAGUGAACAAAAAAGUGAAUGAUGGAGAGUGGUAUCAUGUGGAUUUCCAGAGGGAUGGAAAAUCAGGUACUAUCUCUAUCAACACAAUUCGCACACCAUACCAAGCCCCAGGAGAAAGUGAGAUUCUAGAUCUGGAUGAUAACCUGUAUCUAGGAGGACUGCCGGAAAAUAAAGCUGAUGUGGUGUUUCCUACUGAGGUGUGGACCGCUCUGCUCAAUUAUGGUUUCGUAGGCUGCAUUCGUGACCUGUUCAUCAAUGGUCAGAGCAAAGAUAUCCGCCGCAUAGCUGAGGUGCAGAAAGCAGCAGGUGUAAAGCCCUCCUGCAGUAAAGAGGCACCGAAGCAGUGUCUCAGUAACCCCUGCCAAAACAAUGGAAUCUGCAGGGAAGGAUGGAACCGUUAUGUGUGUGACUGCUCUGGGACGGGCUAUCUUGGUCGCUCCUGUGAGAGAGAUGCCACCAUCCUCAGUUACGAUGGCAGUAAGUUCAUGAAGGUCCAGUUAUCUGUAGCUAUGCAUACAGAGGCUGAAGAUGUGUCACUACGCUUCCGAUCCCAGCGGGCAUAUGGUGUUCUCAUGGCAACCACUUCUCGAGACUCUGCCGACACCCUGCGUCUGGAGCUGGAGACGAGUCGUGUCCGGCUCACGGUUAAUCUAGACUGUGAGAGGAUAAACUGUACCACGAGCAAGGGACCUGAGACCCUGUUUGCUGGUCAGAAUCUGAAUGAUAAUGAAUGGCACACGGUGCGAGUGAACAGGAGAGGAAAGAGUCUGAAGCUGUCUGUGGAUGAUCUGCCCACUGUGGAAGGAGAGAUACCAGGUGACCACACACAGCUGGAGUUUCAUAACAUAGAGACGGGAAUCAUUACAGAGAAACGCUACCUGCCCAUCAUGCCCUCCAACUUCAUUGGGCAUCUCCAGAGUCUGACAUUUAACGGCAAGCCGUACAUCGACCUCUGCAAGAACGGAGACAUCGACUACUGUGAAGUCAACGCCGUGAUCGGUUUCAAGAACAUCAUUGCGGAUCCAGUGACCUUCAAGUCCUGCUCAAGCUAUAUGACUCUGAGCACACUGCAGGCGUACUACUCCAUGCACCUGUUCUUCCAGUUCAAGACCACCUCAUCCGAUGGACUCAUCCUGUUCAACAGUGGAGAUGGGAAUGACUUCAUAGCUGUAGAGCUGGUUAAAGGUUACCUGCAUUACGUCUCAGAUCUGGGAAACGGUGCUCAUCUCAUCAAAGGAAACUCAAACAAACCUCUCAAUGACAACCACUGGCACAAUGUCAUUAUCUCCAAAGACACAAAUAACCUGCACACCGUCAAAAUUGACAGCAAAAUCACCACCCAGACCACUGUGGGGGCCAAAAACCUGGACUUAAAAGGUGAUCUUUAUAUUGGUGGUGUUUCCGAGGAGAUGUACAAAGAUUUACCCAAGUUAGUUCACGCAAAAGAAGGAUUUCAAGGCUGUUUGGCGUCUGUGGAUCUGAACGGCCGUUUGCCAGACCUGAUGUCAGAAGCGCUGGCCUGUGUUGGACAGAUUGAGAGAGGAUGUGAAGGGCCCAGCACGACCUGUCAGGAGGAUUCUUGUGCGAAUCAGGGCGUUUGUCUCCAGCAGUGGGAGGGCUUCACCUGCGACUGCAGUAUGACCACAUACGGAGGACCUCUGUGUAAUGAUGCUGGCACCACGUAUAUAUUUGGGAGAGAUGGUGGUCUGAUCACAUACACGUGGCCGCCGAAUGAGCGGCCCAGCACUCGAGCGGACCGGCUGGCGAUGGGAUUCAGCACCCAGCUCAAAGAAGCGAUCCUGGUGCGAGUGAACAGCUCCUCUGGGUUAGGUGACUAUCUCAAACUACACAUUGUAAAAGGCUACGUUACAGCUAUAUUUAAUGUGGGCACAGAUGACAUCAACAUCGAGGAGAAAUCAAAGUUUGUAAAUGAUGGAAAGUACCACAUAGUGAAGUUUACGAGGAGUGGCGGCAAUGCCACACUGCAGGUGGACGAUCUGCCUGUUAUUGAGCGAUACCCCACAGGAAACAUUGAUAGCGAACGGCUGGCGAUCGCUAGACAGCGAAUUCCAUAUCGACUCGGUCGAGUAGUUGACGAAUGGCUACUCGACAAAGGCCGCCAGCUCACGAUCUUCAACAGCCAGAUGACCAUCCAGAUCGGCGGUUGGGAAAGAGACCACAGCCGUGCCUUCCAGGGCCAAAUGUCUGGUUUCUAUUACAAUGGCUUGAAAGUUUUUAACAUGGCUGUGGAAGGAGAUCCCAACAUCCGCAUCGAAGGCAGCGUGAGGCUGGUUGGGGAGGCGCAGUCUUCCUCCGUAACUCCACAGUCCAGCGCUACGGUCCAUCGCUCUGAGACCUCUACCUCAGUUAUGGAGAUCAUCACCACAACCACCUCCAAGCUCCAGAUGAAACACACCACACCAGGAGAACCCCAGCAGACUACCGAUGACUUGUUGGUGGCAUCUGCCGAGUGCCCGAGCGACGAUGAGGACAUUGACCCGUGCGAGCCGAGCUCAGGUGGGUUAGCUAACCCUACAGGCCCCGUGGUGAAGAGCUAUCCUGGUCAGUCAGAUGUUUUCCGUGAGUCCAGCAGUACCACAGGCAUGGUGGUCGGCAUCGUGGUCGCUGCCGCACUUUGCAUCCUCAUUCUUCUCUAUGCCAUGUACAAAUACCGCAACCGUGACGAGGGAUCGUACCACGUGGAUGAGAGCCGCAACUACAUUUGCAAUUCAGCCCAGUCAAAUGGAUCGGUGGUAAAGGAGAAACCCAUGGACGGUACCAGUUGUGUCAGUAAGAGCAAGAAAAACAAAAACAAGGAGUAUUAUGUGUGAUUCUGUUAUUCCUGGUCCUUACAGGACCUGCUUUCACUUUUAAGUUCUAGCACAAACAUAAGACCUCAUGCAACAUAACAAAAACUGGGAAACUGUGGAAAAACAGUCAUCAUAUCUUAAACAGUGAUGCAGCGAAGAAAACGUUUUCUUCAACAUUUAAUUUCAGCACAUUGGAAUGGAUGAAAGAACAGGAAGAUUCUCACUUGAAGAUGUUCGGAAAAUGUCCAAAAAUGAUCCAUAAGUGAUGGAAAGAUGAACAUUUGGCAUUUUCUUGUGUAAGAAGAAGGGGAAUGAAGAGCAACUGAUGAAUGAUGACAAAUUCUGACUUUUUUGCCGUUUGUGUUGCUGGGAACUUUGCAAUGAUGAAAAAGCAUCACUGAAGAAUGAGAGAACAAGAAAGGAAAGAAGUCUCUCAGAGUUUUUACUUUACAACUCCUAUAGAGCUAAUAUGAAUUUGACAGCUGAUGGUGAAAGGGAAAAGUUUAUGCCGUCGCACAUUAUCUUUGGCAAACACAGACAUCUCAGUGAACAUGGAUGCAACAUUUUAUUUAAUAUGUUUCUAUAUGUUUCAAAAGUGUGCUUUUUGGACUGACAAAUUUGUGUUUUAUAAUCUUUUGCAUAGAGGAUGCAAACUUUAUCUGCUCCUUGGCAGAAAAGACUACAAAAGAACUUUGAAUGUCAUUAAGAUAUAGACGAAUUUAUAGACAGGAUCAAUACUUGCAUUUUUUUUUUAUUUACAAUGUUUUUUCAUCAUUUUACGUGAUUGUGUUCUAAAUGAUUGUUCAAAAGUAAUAUUUGUCUGUGUGUGUGCAGGUGCACAUGCAUGUUCAUGUUUUAGACGGUUCUCUGAAAGACAUCCAUCCAAAGAUACUGUAAAUCACUACCAAUAUACUCACAGACAUGAAUUUUUCUCAGCCAAUGACAUAUGGGGUACUUCCAUGUUUAUUUGCACAUACACACCCUUAAAAUGUAAUCAUAAAUCAAAUUCAGUCACUCUUUUCUGUCUUGUGUCUGUCUGCGUGUCGUUUCCUUCUUUUAGCACAAGAGACAGGAAAACUGAUUUUGAACGAAACACAAGAAUCGCUACAAAUUCAUUUGACUUUUUAGACCUGUA
Molecule: messenger RNA, 6074 nt
Organism: Megalobrama amblycephala (Wuchang bream)
Lineage: Eukaryota; Metazoa; Chordata; Actinopteri; Cypriniformes; Xenocyprididae
Gene: nrxn1b
Product: neurexin 1b
Exons: 21
Coding region: 536-4960 (1474 amino acids)
Source: RefSeq, a predicted model, not a curated record